Messenger RNA from Atta colombica, 1887 nucleotides. RefSeq names its product protein FAM122A. The record is from RefSeq and is a predicted model, not a curated record. Bases 511 to 1443 code for a protein of 310 amino acids. Lineage: Eukaryota; Metazoa; Arthropoda; Insecta; Hymenoptera; Formicidae. Gene Ontology annotation, molecular function: protein serine/threonine phosphatase inhibitor activity. The transcript has 5 exons.
UAGCGGCAGUAACACUAGCCGCACCACUAGCAGUAUCAAGAUCACGAAUAUUACUCGCCCCGCACCCGCUUCGUUCGAGUUACUUAGUUUUGUGUGCGACCUGAUUUCAGGAAUUUCUACCUUUUUCUUUCGUUCCAUCAUCGUGCCCAUCCUAAGUGUUCCACUCGUCUCCAGAAAAUGUGGACGCGUUAAUUAUCUCGAGACGGGUUUAUUAGUCACCUGAAUGCGUGUGGUUUCCUCGUCGGUGGAUGGACAUCUCGAUGUUCGCGUCGGUGAUCGGUCACGACAGCCGGCGAAGACAACGUAUGCCGGGAUCGUAAAAUUUGUACGAAUUUCGCAGAAACGUGCGCGACAGAUCUGAAAACGUCAAGGCUCGACGAUAGCAGUGACGGAGACGACAUUCUCGGAUAAUCUCGGACGCCACAGGUUUUCCUAUGUGCCAUCUCCGCGCGGACGUUGCACGAUUACGUUUUGAGACACCUGGGACUGCCGCGUGUCAUCCCGACAAUCAUGGACGUUGAUUGUCCGAUCAUUAGUCUGAAGCGAUCCAGCAGCGCGCCGAUGAUUAACGAGAUCAGCGCGACCAUGUCCAUUACUACACCGUCAACAUCGUCCUCGAGGGACGCUGUGUCAACCUAUAAUAUAUUUGCAAAUUCAACUCGUCUACGACGUUUUAGUACCAGUAGCCCUGGUAAUGUUCCUAGAUUGACACCACGCGUGAGUCAGUUAAGACAGGAAGAAUGCGUGGAUGUCGCUGGCCGGGAGGCAGCACACGAGAAGGAAAUUCAUAGUGCCAUGCAGAUAUCGCAAUCAUGGGAGGAUCUCACUUUGGAGGCGGAAGGAUUAUCAUUCAAAGAUUCAGAGUCUCCCACGCAGCUUAACAAAAUAGAACGACCGAAGAGGCCAUUGGAUCCUCUAAGUUUAAAUCUGUCUAUCACCGGUUCACCGCUGUGUUCUUCACCUUCCCCUACAAGAUCUGGAUUUAAUCAAAGACAGUGUUACUCUCCUGGAAUUCACAUCUGGAAGAAUAAUUUGUCUCCUAGUCCUACUAGAAAGGCAUUUGCUACGAGACGCAGUUUGAGUCCUAUCGCGAUAAGGCCGAGCUGUUUAGGGCCAGUCAAAAGAAAAUUCGAAUUAGACGAGACUGGAAUGGAUCACAGUUUACAACCACCUGUAAAACGCACUUCUGGUUUAUUAACAUCAGUUGCAUCCAGAUUGGAUGCUCUGUCCAGCCCACUUCCUGGAACUAUCAGUUCCGUGGGCACACCCGAAUCGUUAUCGAGUGCGGAUUCACCUAGUUUCUCUUUCCGACCGGUGGAUAGUCCAUCACCAGUUCGUGUAAAUCCGAAUAGCGAUAGCGAGUCUUUAUCAGAUGUGAGCAAUCAAAGCAAAUUAAUGGAUCAAAUACGUGCCGAUCAGAUCAGUCAGGAUAAUCACAGAUGAACAAGAGAGAUUGUGGGACACGCGAGAGCUUGGAGAUUCGACGUGUCAUAUUAAUUCUUCUCGGCAUAUCGAUGUAAAGGAGAAAGUAUUUGUAUCACGCAUGAAUCCAAAAAUCGCGAGCAUAUUCUUGUUGUUAGUCUUAUCGUAGACAAAGAACAGUAGUGUGACAUGAACUUUUUGGAACUUUAGUGCAAGUACGACAUAAGUUUAGAAGAGAAGCACUUCUAAAUGUGCAUCUCUAAUACUUUUUCGAUGUACGAGUAAGCGUAGCGCCAAUAGUGUUCUUUCCCUUUAAUUAAAUGCUAGCCACACAUAUCGGUGAAAAAACGCUUUACAUGCCUCCGUAUCGUUCCAUAUCUAUGACUGGAAUGAUUUAUUUCCUCUUUUUAUCUUUGAUUAAUUAGCUACACAAUGAUUCUGUAUAUAUCGAUUAAUGUAUGCAAG